UUGUCUGAAACUUAAUUCACUUUAUCCGGGCGAUCGUGAGGAGACAUCAACUGUGACAGCAUGAGGGAAGUUUCACUUCACGUGCUUUCAGGGGUCGCGGGAUCAUCACGUGCUUCGUUAGGCUUGUGCGACCUUUGUUUGUCGCACAAGCAAACAUUCGAAAAGAUGAUUCGUAAUUUUGCCGUUGUUCUUCGAGAGUUUGUCAUUCGUCCCAUCUUGAGUCAAAUCUCGUUCUGCUCAUCAAAACCACUCUAGACGUUCUCUCCUCACGGUUUAGAAGAAAGCCCAAGUUGAUCAUGGCGAAUCAAAACCCCCUGGAAAUUGCCAGCGGUCUCGGCACGCUCAACACACUCCCCCCCGAAUUGCGAACACACAUUUGGAAUUUCGUUCUGUGCUUCAACGAUUCGUCCGCCUUCAAAUAUCCACGAAGGAUCCCAAGCUACCGCACAGCUUUACUACAGACUUCCAAACCUAUCCAUGCCGAAACGAAGAAUAUCCUCUGGCGGAUCAACGACUUCGAGCUAUUGCUCUAUGACGAAGAUACUGCAGAUGCAGAUGCAAAUGCAACAUGGGUUGUGAUUUGGAAGCUCAAGUAUGCCGACUUGGACAGCGAAGCCGGGCUUGUGGCGGAACUCGACGUUGGAGCUGCUUUCAUCCACGGAAUGGAGUUAAUAACCCACGAAUUAUGAAACGUUCACGUGGUUAUAGGGGCCGAUAUAGGCUUAUACCCUGGUGUCUACGAGUAC
Mollisia scopiformis is the source of this 746-nucleotide messenger RNA. RefSeq lists its product as uncharacterized. The coding region runs from base 297 to 689 and encodes 130 amino acids. The transcript has 2 exons. The record is from RefSeq and is a predicted model, not a curated record. NCBI's taxonomy places the organism in Eukaryota, Fungi, Ascomycota, Leotiomycetes, Helotiales, Mollisiaceae.